GGCGCUGUGCCCGCUGCGGGGAGAACGUGGUUGGGGAAGGCACCGGCUGCACAGCCAUGGACCAGGUCUUCCACGUGGAGUGCUUCACCUGCAUGAUGUGCAACAGCAAGCUGAGGGGACAGCCUUUCUACGCCGUGGAGAAGAAAGCCUACUGCGAGCCCUGCUAUAUCAACACGCUGGAGCAGUGCAGCGUCUGCGCAAAGCCUAUUAUGGAAAGGAUCCUCCGAGCCACCGGGAAGGCCUACCAUCCCCACUGCUUCACCUGCGUGAUGUGCCAUCGCAGCCUGGACGGGAUCCCUUUCACUGUGGAUGCUGGCGGGAACAUCCACUGCAUCGAGGAUUUCCAUAAGAAAUUUGCACCGAGAUGUUCGGUGUGUAAGGAGCCCAUCAUGCCAGCCCCAGGACAAGAGGAGACUGUGCGUAUUGUGGCCUUGGAUCGUGACUUCCACGUCCAGUGCUACCGGUGUGAGGACUGUGGGGGCCUCCUGUCUGAAGGGGACAACCAGGGCUGUUACCCUCUGGACGGGCACAUCCUUUGCAAGACCUGCAACUCUGCUCGGAUCCAGGCUCUGACGGCCAAGGCCAGCACUGAUCUCUGA
This is a messenger RNA of Mesitornis unicolor (brown roatelo), 599 nucleotides long. Its product is annotated as lipoma-preferred partner homolog. Gene Ontology annotation, biological process: cell-cell adhesion. The record is from RefSeq and is a predicted model, not a curated record. The transcript is spliced from 4 exons. Gene Ontology annotation, cellular component: stress fiber; focal adhesion. The annotation marks the transcript as partial. Lineage: Eukaryota; Metazoa; Chordata; Aves; Mesitornithiformes; Mesitornithidae.